AUGACAGGUCCAGACAGCAUGGUUGCAAACAAGAGACAAAAGUUGAGUCAUAAUGUGGCCCCGCAACUCAAGAUGUUGCCAAAGCUGCAGACCAAAGAGUGUCAAAGACAGCCUUCUGAAAUGCAAUUCGCGAUUCCCACCCGAAAAGUGGCCGACCAUCUGUUGAAUCUGUAUUGGGAUUUCGUCGAUAGUGCGUAUCCCUGGCUUGACAGACCCUCAAUUGAAAUCGCAUAUGAAACACUGUGGACCAAGAACGGCAAACUGUCUAUGAACGAGAAAGCGUUGCAUUGCAUCCUAAAUCUCAUGUUUGCGACAUCUUGUGUGGCUUCUCAGGGCCAACCGCCUCUCUCUCGGUAUCAAUCUUCAGUUGAAUUCUUUGAGAGAGCUCAAGAAUUGAUGUCAUAUGAGCUUAUGGAUGUCUACAAUUUCGAGAUUAUUCAAAUCCUGUUGCUUACGGCAGUGUACCUCCAGCAUGACAAGAUGCCUCAAAAGUGUUUCCGCAAUAUCAGCACGGCAAUCCAUAUUGCUCAGGAGCUUGGCUUGCAUAUCCCAGAGAAUAUUGAAGUCAUUGAAGAUCCGCGCGAGCGCGAUCUUGCCCGCCAAGUUUGGAAUGGAUGUGUCAUAAUGGAUAGAAUCGCGUCCAUGACAUUUGGCUGUGACCUCAAAGUACCACAAUCUGUGGCAAAACAAGGAUUGAACUCACUUGUGCUUAAUACGACUGCUGCGAACAUUGGCACUGCGGCUCUACCCUCGAAAGUGAACUUCUAUAUAUCGUUCUGCCGACUGCAUCAUAUUAUCGGGGAAGUCUUGGAAACUUUCUACAUCUCCAAGGAAGCGUCGAUGCCUGAUUCAAGCGAAGGCGUCACCGGGCUGGACUCAAAUUCAAUUCCCUUUGAGAAGUUUGCAAGCUUGUUUAGGAUCGAGUCUGAUCUGAAACAUUGGGCUGGAAACCUCCAUCCUUUCUUCAAAAUGCCAUCAGACUUUGAAGACCAAACGCCAACGAAACAUAUCACCCGUGAAGCAAAUGUUUUACGCGCCCGAUAUCUUUCCGUUCGACUCCUUCUAUUCAGAUCUUUUCUGCUACAGAUGAACCACCAAAACUCGAAUGUCAUAUCGGAGCGCAGUCUGUAUUCAGAUGACCAAAUCAUGCAGCACGUAGUCUCACAUUGUCAGAUCCAGUGCACGCAGGCCGCAGCGGAAAUUAUUGAAUUCAUCACCAGGAACCUACCCGGGCAGACAGAAGCAUACAUUCUACCUUCAAACUGGUACACUGUCUCAUACGUGUAUAUGGCCGUGACCAUUCUCCUCGCAGUUCAAACGUCGAAACAAAUAGUAGAACACUUCUCUGCUGCUCGUUUGAAAGGUCUUCUAUAUAGUGCCCGUGAUAUUCUGAAAGCAUACGAAAGCCAUACAACUCUAGCAUCGAGGUGUGGCUCUGUUCUGCGCUUAAUCGAAGACAACGUUGAUAUCCAUGACUCUGGAUUGGGAGCUGGAGUUGAAGUCCCGGAUGAGCCACAUCGUGACGAAGCCUCCUUGCCAAAGGAACCUUGGGAACGAGAAGAUCAUCGGAAGCACUCGCUGGACUUGGCGUGGGUUGAUAAUUACACAUUUGACUGGAAUGAGUGGCCUAUGUUCUUUGCCCAGCUCGACUAG
Molecule: messenger RNA, 1653 nt
Organism: Penicillium salamii
Lineage: Eukaryota; Fungi; Ascomycota; Eurotiomycetes; Eurotiales; Aspergillaceae
Source: the annotation of a GenBank genome assembly